Closterium sp. Yama58-4 is the source of this 3426-nucleotide messenger RNA. Lineage: Eukaryota; Viridiplantae; Streptophyta; Zygnematophyceae; Desmidiales; Closteriaceae. The record is from the annotation of a GenBank genome assembly.
AUGGCAGACUCUGUCUGGGCUGGCGUCGGUGAUGGGCAAGCCCAGGGGCCACGGCAACUGGACGUGGGACAAGUGCCUCACGGAGCAGCGCUGGAUUGCUUACCUCAACAAGACCAAAUUUUCUCGACCGGGGGACACGGGUGCCAUGUUCCACACAAUUCCGCCUCUGCUCCUGCUGUCCCUCACCCAUGCCCCCUGCUCAAACCCGCCAAUGGCUCCCGGUUUCCUCCCAUGUGCUUGCCAUUGCCACCGCCUGGGGCACUCCCUCUCCGCUGCUGUGCCGUGUGCAGGCCUGCCUUUGAGCGGUUCUACGGCGGCCCCAUUCUCGACACAACGCUGUCACCACGGCAGAAGGAGCCUAUGUACUGCCCCAAGCUGCUGGAGCUUCACACGUACCGUCAGGGGGUCAUUCUGCUGAUUGACCUCAUGCAGCGCGGGCCCAAGGAGCUCUCCUACAUGCGCAGGAUGGGUGACAUUGUCUUUAGCCGUGUCGUGCCCAUCGCGGACCUCUCUCUAAACAUCACCGGCUUCGCGGUAGCAUUGCCCAUCUUGCAGCAUGCACUGCCACCGAAUCCCACGGAGCAGCAGGCGGAGCAGGCGGUGCUGGGAGCAGCGGGGGCGAACGUGGACCUCGGGUCCAUCGCUCGCCACGUGCUGCAAAACGUGUUCACACCAGACCCCAGCAUCACAUUCGAGGUGUAUGACACCACGGACCCCAAGGGCCCCACAAUGAUCUACGGCCCGGGCCCACGCCUCGUGUUCUACAUCGAGCACGACAGCCUGCCCAUCACAGACAUCUCGCCUGAGAAUGUCAUGCGCCCGUGGGAGGAGCGCUCUGUGGUGCCACUCGACCUGCUCGGGGGGCGCUUGCGGCACUAUCAAGUGUGGUGCCGCUACGUGGAGUCACCAAGUGCGUGGCUCUCCUGGGGAGUGCCCUGUUUGUGGGCGGCGCUUGCUCUCAUGGUGACAGCGCUGAUAGCAGCCGUGGCGUGGCAGCAGCGGGUUGGAUACAUGCACAGCCAGGAGAACAUGGCAGCAGCGGACCUGCUAAGGGCGAAGGCGAGGGCAGCGGAGCGGUCGAAGAGCUCGUUCGUGGCGUCCAUGUCGCACGAGCUGCGCACGCCCAUGCUCGGCAUCGUGGGGCUGCUCGAUGCUCUCGAGGACCGCCGCCUCUCUGCCGCCCAGCUGCACGACGUGCGCGCGGCACGCACUGCCGCGUACGACACGGUGCGCCUCGUCAACCGCGUGCUCGACCUCUCCAAGCUCGAGGCGCGCCGCAUGCCGCUCUGCUGCUCGCCCUUUCAUCCGCAAGCCUGGCUUGAGGAGGUCGUGCUGGGCUGCUGUGAGCGGGCACGCGACAAGGGCAUCGAGGUGGCGGGCAUGGUGGACAUGGGAGUGCCUGCAGUGCUGCACAUGGACGCCAUGCGACUCACUCAAGCGCUCAACGAACUCAUCGACAACGCCAUGUGCUACACGGCCCGGGGGCACGUGCUGGUGCGAGCGUCCGUGUGCCCUGCCACCACCUCCCUUGACGACUUCCUCCAUCACCACCUCUACGCUCCGCUCCACCCCUCUCCUCCUCCUCCGCCUCGUCACUCCUGGUUCUUCCCUUGGUUGACCCACCUCCACUUGCAGCUGGGUCGUCUCUGCAGUGCAGCCACUGUGACAUGCUGGGGGGAGCAGGAGCCGCCAGAUGAGGGUGAGGGUGAUGAGGAUUCCUCACACAGGGCCAUGGCGGGAGAGGAGGAACAAGUGGGGGAGGCGAAAGGCGAUGAUGAAGGGGAUGGUGAAGGGGAUGACGCUGGGUGGGGCAGAGGCGGCGGUGGAGAGGAGAUGCAGCUGGUGCUGUCGUGUGCCGACACGGGGUGUGGGUUUGACUCCAUGGGGGAGGAGCUGUCAGAGUUCAAGUACACGAUCAUUCAUCCCUUUAUCUGGCUGGCUGCCCAUGGUACCCUGCAGGGGCGAUCAGAGAGUGGAGGAGCGGGCCUGGGGCUUGUGCUCGUGCACCAGCUGCUCACGGCGCUCAUGCUGGCGGGUCUCGGAGCACACGUGCACGUGCUGCCCUGCCCUCUGGAUCGCUUGCAAGAAUCUGAAGCCCGUGCUGCUGAGGGGGGGACAGGUGAUGCGAAGGGGAGCUGCGAGGAUGCAGCGAGAGCACAGGGAGGGCCGGAGGAGAUGAGAGAUGGCACGUGCAGAGCGAGUGGCUUGUGUGGUCCGACGGAUGGAGGGAUGAGGGAGGACGGGGGAGAGGGAGGUGGUGCGGCCGAGAGGGCGAGUGAAGAAGAGGGUUAUCCAUGCGUGGUGGUGGUGAAUGAGGAGGACUUGUGGUGGCAGCAGGGCAGGAGAGCAGCAGCAGGCAUGCCCUGGGACAGGGACAGUGGGGCUACCUCGAGGCAGGAGGAUUUCCAGUUUGGGUGGAGCGGGCAGCAGGGCGGGCAGGGGGGUGGUGAGGGCAAAGGCGCGGGUGUGGUGGCGCUGGCACCGGGGGAGGGAGCAGCAUGGCAGGCAGCAGCAGUGGGGCUUAACGAUGGGGAUGAGGGGGGGGAGGGGGUGUGGGGGAAUAGGGGUGAUGGGGGGGACGGGGUGGAGGAAAGCACAACUGCAGAAGGUGGAGAGGAGGAGGAGGAGGUGUGUGAUGAUGAGGGAGGGGCAGGGAGCGUCGGGAGGGCGGGACAGGCAUCCCCCAGCCCCUGUACCGCCCCUUUAGCCUCGUUGCUGCCUGGCACUGCGUCUGUCAGUGCUGCUGCUGCUGCUGCUGCUGCUGCUCCCCAUGUGGUGGUGUGCUGCCGCCCGCUGCUCUCCUACCGCCUGCACCGCGCCGUCCAGGUAGCAGCGUUUGGAGUGGAUUCUAAGAGUGCAUGGCAUGGCAGUGUAGGGUGCGAGCGGCACGAAAGCACCGAGCCUGCGCGGCAAGAUAGCACCGAGCCUGUGCGGCAAGCACAGCACGGCAGGCCGCAGGAGAGUGGUGAGGAGAGGAAGCUGAGCUCAGGUAGACAGUGGGGUGAAGAGAAGGGCGAUGAGCCACAGCAGAGUGGCAACAGAUGGGAUGAGACUGGAGGAGUUCAGCCUUCUAGCUGCACAGCAAGUCGAAGGGCAGGGGCAGGGGGGGCCACGGGAGCAGCCGAGGCGGCAGGGGGGGUGCUUAUGGGGCAGCGGGUGGUGGUGGGGGAGGAGAGGGGAGCGGGUGGGGGGUAUCUGGCGGGGCAGCGCGUGCUGGUGGUGGACGACACGGCGGUGAAUCUGCUGGUGGCCCGCCGCACGCUCACCCGCUGCGGCGCCAGCGUCAGCACGGCGGGCAGCGGGGAGGAGGCGGUGCGGCUGGUGGCGGCGGCUGUGAGUGCGGCAAGCCAUGGCGCGGCAAGCGAUGCCAGCGCGGUGCUGGAUGUGGUGCUCAUGGACCUACACAUGCCCGCCAUGGACGGGUGA